This is a messenger RNA of Cydia fagiglandana, 3920 nucleotides long. RefSeq names its product CUB and sushi domain-containing protein 3. Bases 69 to 2480 code for a protein of 803 amino acids. The record is from RefSeq and is a predicted model, not a curated record. The transcript has 12 exons. Lineage: Eukaryota; Metazoa; Arthropoda; Insecta; Lepidoptera; Tortricidae.
UGCCACUAGCCGCCAGUGCGCCGCCGCCCGUUGCGCGUCAUGCCGCGAGUGUUGUGACUGCUGCGAUCAUGGAUGUGCGAUUAGCGUUGCUGUUUAUUGCAGGCGCGUCAGCAACAUGCAGGUUCCCGGGCGCCCCCGCUCACUCCCACGUGACGUUCUCCGACGAGGCCCUCGAGGAGGGCUCCGUCGCCACGUACGCGUGCGAGCGGGGCUUCGAGCUACUAGGCCCCGCGAGGCGGGUCUGCGGCGACAACGGGAGGUGGAGUCCUGACGGAAUACCCUUCUGCGUUCUAAACGUGGCUGCGGGCAAAGCGCCCAUGCAAGCGUCUACGGAAGACUCCGGCGUCCCCCAGAGGGCGCUAGAUGGCAGCACUUCCUCUGUGUACAGCCCCGAGACGUGUACGUUGACGAAGCAGGAGCGCGUACCUUGGUGGUACGUCAACCUGCUGGAACCGUACAUGGUGCAGUUGGUACGGUUAGACUUCGGGAAGCCUUGCUGUGGAGCCAACAAGCCCGCAGUAAUCGUGGUCCGCGUCGGCAACAAUCGACCAGACCUCGGCACCAACCCCAUCUGCAACCGCUUCACCGGCUUCCUAGAGGAGGGGCAACCCCUGUUUCUACCCUGCAACCCCCCCAUGCCGGGAGCGUUCGUCAGUGUGCACCUAGAGGCCUCUACGCCGAGCCAGCUGUCUAUAUGCGAAGCUUUCGUGUAUACAGAUCAAGCUUUGCCUAUAGAAAGAUGCCCACAGUUCCGAGACCAGCCGCCCGGCAGCACGGCCACCUACAACGGCAAAUGCUACAUCUUUUACGACCGCCAGCCCACCAGCUUCCGCGACGCCAUAGCGUUCUGCCGCGGCAGGGGAGGCUCGCUGCUCGACGAGAGCAACCCCGCGCUGCAAGGGUUCAUCAGUUGGGAGCUUUGGAGGAGGCAUAGGAGCGACAGCAGCAGCCAAUACUGGAUGGGGGCCGUCCGUGACCCCCAGGACCCGAACAACUGGAAGUGGGUGAAUGGGAAUGACGUCACAGUCUCCUUCUGGAACAGCGUGCCUGCGGGGGGCGAGGGGUGCGCGCGGUUCGACGGCAGCAAGGGCUGGCUGUGGGCGGACACGGAUUGCCAGGCCAAGUUGAACUUUAUCUGCCAGCACCAGCCGAAGGCCUGCGGGCGUCCAGAGCAGCCCCCCAACUCGACCAUGAGCACCGAGUCCUUCGAAGUGGGCGCUGCGGUGCAGUACUCUUGCGACCCGGGGCACCUGCUGGUCGGCCCCACGGUCCGGACAUGUCUGGACACCGGGUUCUAUACGGAGUUCCCUCCCGUAUGCAAAAGAAUCGAAUGCGGCUACCCAGCUGAGAUCGCGCACGGGUGGUACACGCUGCUGAACGAGUCCGUGUCGUACCUGUCGCACGUGCAGUACGAGUGCAGCGAGGGCCACGAGAUGGUGGGCAGGUCGCGGCUAGUCUGCGACAUAGACGAGAGGUGGAACGGGCCCCCGCCGCGGUGCGACGUUGUGCACUGCGAGCCUCCGGCGCAGGUCGCCAACGGGCGCGUGACGCUAUCCCACAACUCGUCGGCGUUCGGCGCCGUCGCGGAGUACGCGUGUACCCGCGGGCACCGCCUCGUCGGCGCCCGGCGCGCGAGCUGUCUCGCGAGCGGCGCCUGGGACCAGCAGCCGCCUAAGUGUCAACCCGAAGAGCGCCCAACAACGACCACCACGACGCCCCCUCCCCCCACCACGGCCGCCCCCACCACGCGCGUCACCUCCCGCGCGCCGCCGACGCGGCCGCGCUCCACGCCGCGUCCCGCGCCGACGCCGUUCGUCACGCCGGAGACGCGCCGUCCCCGCCCAAAGACCACGGAACGGCCGACCACGCGAUAUGAAACGAAGGUCACGGACGCGCAGGAGUCGCCGACCAGCCACGUGCCGCAUAUUAUUGUGGCCAGUCAUCCGAGGGAGAACCAAAUACUAGGCAGCGGCAACAAUAUCCGCGCCGAGCAUACGCCGCGCGUCAACGUGCCCCAAUCAGUGGACGGCGAACGGCGGGAGACGGUCGGCGCGCGCCUCAACCUCGGCGCCGUGGUCGCGCUCGGCGCGUUCGGCGCGAUCGUCUUCCUUGUAGCGAUCAUCACUACCAUCGUCAUAUUGGUGCGGAGAAAGCACCACGACGGCAAACGGUACCGCCACCACGUGUCGCCCGACUGCAACACGGUCGCCUCCCUCGACUCCUCGUCAUCAGAGUCCCGUUCGGGGCUGAACAGGUACUACAGGCAAGCUUGGGAAGAGCUGCACGAAGCAACGGGCGCUAAAGGGAGAAGACACGACAGGGAAGCGCCGAAGGACGGGUCGGAACUUGUCGUGGCAGACGUGUACCCGGCUCCGAGGGACAAGAGGAGACACCAUCACCAUCACCAUCACCGCCAGCCGAGGCAUCCGGACUGGCAUUCGCCGCAUCGUCCGCAGCACAAUCAUAAGCCUAGGUAUUAGCAGUUGUAAAAAUCGUUUCAGUCUGCCGUUUAUAAAUCAUUAGUGUGUUUGUGCCCAUCACAUCCGUGUUUCAAGUAUGGGAGGUAGGUACUUAAAACAGGCAAAUUUCGCACUGUAUGUGUUAUUUUCUUGCUUUAACUAUGAUCGAAUUUGACGCAACGCAAUUUUAACGCAACUUUGCCCUGUCACUUAAUUACCUACCUACCUUUGUAAAAAUUCACCAAGUGGCAAAGUUAGACGUUUUCACGACACUGAAAUUCAAGGUUGGAAUGAUUCGCCUAAACUAAGGCUGAAAUGGUUUUUUUGACACCGUAAUUUAAAUAUUGCUUCCAUUGGGUCGAAAUGGUGUUAGAGUGUAGAUGAUGAACGUACCUAUAGGUAUUAAAUGUCAUUUGUGUUAUGUUGACCGGUUACUAUCGCCUUAGGGCAAAAUCAUAUAAAUAAUUAUCGUGUGAUGAAUGCAUUAAGAAUGACUGUGCUAGUCCUAUUGGUAGAGGAAAAUGUCGGGUCAACAAAGCGCAGUGUGACCAACCGUAAGAUGACAUGACUUUGUACAAAGCUCGUCUGUUUAUAAUUACAUAGUACAGUUUAACGUUACAAAGAAGGUAGUGUCUUAUAAGGUAUAUAUAUAUAUAUAUAUGUAUAUCGAUCUUAUAAUGAAACGGUUUUUCCGAUACAUAUUUACGUAAAACUUAGUAUUUGACCAUUAUUUAGUGAACAUCAGAACGACACAUCUACCAAGUUUCUAAAAAUUCUUAGUUAUCUCUACCAAGUAAAAUAGAUUUACCUAAAGCAUAAGUAGCUAAUUAGUGUUAUUUAUAUUUAGGAUCAAUUAACUACCUAGCACUAGCAUACUGUAAAAUUGUAAAGCAGGUAAUUAAAAGUUAUUUAGUUUAAUGAUAAAAUUCAUGUAAUACCGUGAAGACUCUCAAAUUUGUCCAUAUGAUAUUUGAUAACUGGACCAGUUGUCAAAAAUAUGAAUCAGUAUUUUUUUUUGUAAAAUACUUAGUAGGUAUACAUGUAUAUGUUUUCUACUCUGAAAGAUUGAACACGUUUUCAAGACACACUGCGACAUGCAAACAUGUCUCUCUUGAUUGAACACGUUUUCAAGACACACUGCGACAUGCAAACAUGUCUCUUUUGAUUGAACACGUUUUCAAGACACACUGCGACAUGCAAACAUGUCUCUCUUGAUUGUCCUUCCACGUAGUAACGAAUCAACAAUUAUGACUCUAUAUAUUUAAUAGAAUUCAAUAAUUGGCUACUUAUAUAUUCGUAUUAUUGGACUGAUUACUUAUAAUUAUUGUCGUAUAUUUUUCUCAUAAGAGGGAAGAAUACCUUCUACGUCCAUGUCCAUUAAAUAUUUUCCAUUCUCCAUGGUUUAGAACAGGUCUCCAAUUUUUUUUUACCUGAGGGCCAUAUUGCGCCUCAGAAACUUUC